AUGUCAAAUCAGCAUUUCUAUAUGGAUAUGUCAAAGAGGAGUGAAGAGAAGGUAUAUCGGCUAAAGAAAGCCCUUUAUGGCCUGAAGCAAGCCCCGCGAGCAUGGUAUAGUCGGAUAGAGGCAUGCUUUAUGAGGAUGGGAUUUGAAAAAUGUGACUAUGAACACACUCUAUUCAUCAAAACAGACCAAGGAGGCAAGAUCUUAAUUGUCAGCAUGUAUGUUGAUGAUCUCAUCUAUAUUGGUAAUGAUCCUGUGAUGUUCACUUCUUUUGUGAGUUCUAUGAAACAAGAAUUCGAUAUGACAGAUAUCGGUAAGAUGUGA
Molecule: messenger RNA, 321 nt
Organism: Vicia faba (fava bean)
Lineage: Eukaryota; Viridiplantae; Streptophyta; Magnoliopsida; Fabales; Fabaceae
Source: the annotation of a GenBank genome assembly